Messenger RNA from Camelina sativa (false flax), 887 nucleotides. RefSeq lists its product as uncharacterized. Lineage: Eukaryota; Viridiplantae; Streptophyta; Magnoliopsida; Brassicales; Brassicaceae. The record is from RefSeq and is a predicted model, not a curated record. Gene Ontology annotation, molecular function: acid phosphatase activity.
AAAAAAAAAAAAAGACUGCAAUGGGAUAGCGUCUCCGAUUGGAUUGUUGAAGUUAAAAAAAAUAAAUUGGAAAACGAAGAAGCCAAGAGAGAGAGAGAGAGAAGUCUGAAACAUAUCCGGAGAUGGGGGACGAGAAGGUUAAAGAUGAAGCGAUGCAGAUAAUGGGAAUGUUUCAGAUUCUUCCGAGACUCGUCGUCUUUGAUCUCGAUUACACUCUCUGGCCUUUUUACUGCGAAUGCCUUUCGAAACGCGAAAUGCCGUCUCUGUAUCCACAAGCAAAAGGUAUACUGAGUGCUCUGAAAGAAAAGGGAAUUGAAAUGGCUAUUGCUUCGAGAUCUCCUACUUCUGAUAUUGCUAACACAUUUCUUGAUAAACUCAACAUUAAGCCCAUGUUUGUCGCCAAGGAAAUUUACUCAAGUUGGACGCACAAGACAGACCAUUUUCAGAAGAUUCACACAAGGACGGGAGUGCCUUUUACUGCGAUGCUCUUCUUCGAUGAUGAGGACAGAAACAUCAAAUCAGUUUCGAAAAUGGGAGUGACAAGCAUCUUGGUGGGCAGUGGAGUUACGCUUGGAGCAUUCAGACAGGGGCUUACUGAAUUUACUCAAAAUCAGAACAGUAUCGAGAAGAAUAAACAGGUUUGGCGCGACAAGUAUUCUGGAAAGCCUGCUUCAUCAGAGACAAACAAAGACUGAGACAUUCAUUUCCGUCCAUCGGAUACCCAACAUUCUUGAGUGUUGUUGUAUUUAUUUCCCAUUAUUUACUACAAAUGAGUUACAUGGGUACCUCGAGAUCUGUAUUAAUGUCUGAAAGAUUAAUUUGGCUGUUAAUGCUAUCUGGCUAAGCAAACUGAUUUAUUCGGCUUUCACUUAAAAGAAAAAAAAACA